UUUCCCGGGACGCCGGAAGCACCAGCGCGGAGCUCCUGACCCGCGGGGCCGAGCGGCCUCGACAAUGGCGACGCAGGCGAAGCGCGGACGGGUGGCGGGGCCUGUGGGCGGCGGCGACGCGGACCCGGACCCGGUGGCCGGUUUCCUGAGCUGGUGCCGGCAGGUGGGGCUGGAGCUGAGUCCCAAGGUGGCGGUGAGCCGGCAGGGCACGGUGGCCGGCUACGGCAUGGUGGCCCGGGAGAGCGUGCAGCCCGGGGAGCUGCUGUUCGCCGUGCCGCGGGCCGCGCUCCUGUCGCAGCACACCUGCUCCAUCGGCGGCCUGCUGGAGCGAGAGCGAGGCGCGCUGCAGAGCCAGUCGGGCUGGGUGCCGCUGCUGCUGGCGCUGCUGCACGAGCUGCAGGCCCCGGCCUCGCCCUGGAGCCCCUACUUUGCGCUCUGGCCGGAGCUGGGCCGCUUGGAGCACCCCAUGUUCUGGCCCGAGGAGGAGCGCCGGCGACUGCUGCAGGGCACAGGUGUACCGGAGGCCGUGGAGAAGGACUUGGCCAACAUCCGCAGCGAAUACUAUUCCAUCGUGUUGCCCUUCAUGGAAGCCCACCCUGAUCUUUUCAGCCCCAGGGUCCGCUCCCUGGAACUCUACCGCCAGCUCGUGGCUCUUGUGAUGGCCUACAGCUUUCAGGAACCACUGGAGGAAGAGGAUGAUGAAAAGGAGCCAAACUCCCCUUUGAUGGUGCCUGCUGCAGACAUACUAAACCAUUUAGCCAAUCAUAAUGCCAAUCUAGAAUACUCUCCAAAUUGUCUUCGGAUGGUGGCCACUCAGCCCAUUCCUAAAGGCCAUGAAAUUUUCAACACUUAUGGGCAAAUGGCUAACUGGCAACUGAUUCAUAUGUAUGGUUUUGUUGAACCAUAUCCUGACAACACGGAUGACACAGCUGACAUUCAGAUGGUGACAGUUCGUGAAGCAGCAUUACAGGGAACAAAAGCUGAAGCUGAAAGGCUCCUACUGCAUGAACGCUGGGAUUUCUUAUGCAAACUGGAGAUGGUUGGGGAAGAGGGAGCCUUUGUGAUUGGGCGUGAGGAGGUACUGACUGAAGAGGAACUAACCACCACACUCAAGGUCCUAUGCAUGCCUGCUGAGGAGUUCAGAGAGUUUAAAGCGAAGGAUGGAUGGGGAGAUAAUAAAAGGGAAGACGACAGCUUGACAAUCACAAAUAUCCCCAAUCUCAAAGAAUCAUGGAAACAGCUUCUUCGGAACAGUGUUUUGUUGACCCUGCAAACCUAUGCCACAGACUUAAAAUCUGAACAAGAUUUACUCAGUAACAAGGAGGUCUACACCAAACUCAGCUGGAGGGAACAGCAGGCCCUGCAGGUUCGCUAUGGUCAGAAGAUGAUCUUACAUCAGUUGUUGGAACUGACAACUUAACAGGUUCCGUGUUGCCUGAAGGAACAUCGAUGAGAAGAACUUUAUUCAAAUGUUCACUGAUGGUUGAAAAAAAGGAAAAUGUGGAUCUUUUGCUUUUCCUUUUAUUAAACACCAAAAGGAAAAGGAGCAGAGGUGGUGUGCUAGGGUUAACUCUGAGGUAAGGGUGAACUGUGACUGGGCACAGCAGACUUGGGAAUUGCUGAUGGUUUACUAAGACCAAUAAAUCUUUUAACUGCUUUAUUCUCAGUUUGAACCAGAGUUAGCAGAAAUGUGACAGUAUUAAGGUCUUCAUUGUAGUCUAGCAUUUAGUAAAAAGGAGACCUGGGUCUCAAUUUUGAGCAAGCUUUUUUCCAAGACUUAGUUUCCUGUUCGAGGGUUUGACGAGCUAUGGCCCUGGCACUCAGCAGUCUGAGGUUUGCUCUAGAUGGCACAACUCACCCUUAAGGACAACUCACCCUUAAGGGAAGAAACCCUAAGACACCAAUGACAUUCAAACCUUACUUGUUAAAAUUUCUAUUUAAUCUUGAACCUUUUUGUCCUCUGUGGCCAUGAAACUUGACAAUCAUUAAAAGGUGUAUUUUAAGUGGCAUAAAUUUUAAAUAUAUCAAAAUACCAUGAGAAAGGGUAAGGAAAAUGUAAUUCUUUAACCAAAGAAACCUGCUCCAGUGAUUUUUCUGUUGAAACAUGCCAGAUUAGCAGGAAAGAUCUAUCAUUCAGCAAGAAGUGAUGUUUCCCAAUGGCCCCAGGCUCUGUGAGCCUGAGUGGUCCACUUUCCUCCUCACCACCAGCACUGGCUGCUGCUACUGAGAAAGGCACAGUGGACUCACGUGUGUGUCAUGACUUUAAUGUUUGACUACAGUAUGCAUACACAUACAAGGGAGCUAGAGCCCAGGAACUAGAAAGGCUACAAAAUACAACACGUGGACCAAUACAUUUACAAAACAUUCAAAAUCCUUAAAAAAGGGGCUGUAUUGGUCCUUUUGACUUUGUUGUUCAACAUAGCCUAUACGGCUAUGCACUGGGAUGAUGGGGAAGGGCAGUUCAUACACUAUUAGUCCCCUUUCCCACAAUUUACAAGUAUGAGGAGAGAGCCAGGGACACUUUUAGGUGUGGUCUGGUUUCCCUUUAUAAAAAGAGCUGACUGCAUCUCGGGGCCUAAGGGGGUAGUUCUCCAGUAGAAAUGAGAAAAUGAUGCUCUCCCAGCAGUCAGCUUUAGAUCUGGGGAAGAGGCAGAACAAAAAUCCAUGGGAUCUCAAUUGUGAGCUCUUCCCAUGUUCCCUAAGCAUACCAAAUAGUAGCACAUACACGUAUUUAACAACUUUAUGAUUUUCCGGGUCCCCUGUCCACAUUAAAAAAAUAAGUUACACAUUAUUUAAACUGGCUUUUUUGCUAUUCUUUGGGACACCAGGAAUGUCAGAAGACAUGGAGCUAUGUUAUAUCCCCAGACAAGUGCAUGGCGUCAACAGCCUUUCAGUUACAAGCUGGGCAGGUACCAAGUUUAUCUACUUGCCUUGGACACAUUUUGCACAAACCCAAGAAGUUCCAGACAAAGGUUUUAUCUU
Molecule: messenger RNA, 2982 nt
Organism: Zalophus californianus (California sea lion)
Lineage: Eukaryota; Metazoa; Chordata; Mammalia; Carnivora; Otariidae
Gene: SETD6
Product: SET domain containing 6, protein lysine methyltransferase
Exons: 9
Coding region: 65-1420 (451 amino acids)
Biological process (GO): peptidyl-lysine monomethylation
Cellular component (GO): nucleus
Molecular function (GO): protein-lysine N-methyltransferase activity; protein binding
Source: RefSeq, a predicted model, not a curated record